Molecule: messenger RNA, 4074 nt
Organism: Gopherus evgoodei (Goodes thornscrub tortoise)
Lineage: Eukaryota; Metazoa; Chordata; Testudines; Testudinidae
Gene: MAML1
Product: mastermind like transcriptional coactivator 1
Exons: 5
Coding region: 135-3287 (1050 amino acids)
Biological process (GO): positive regulation of transcription of Notch receptor target; Notch signaling pathway
Cellular component (GO): nucleoplasm; nuclear speck
Molecular function (GO): transcription coactivator activity
Source: RefSeq, a predicted model, not a curated record
CGGGUGGGAGGGGGCGAGGCCUGAGGGCUGCCUGGGUAGGGUCCGAGGUGAACCCCGGUCUCUCCCUUGUCGGGGUCCUGGCCAUGGUGGGGUCGGCGUGAGGAGCCGGUGAACGGCGGCGGCCUCCCCGGCCCAUGGUGCUGCCCCCCUGCCCCAUGGCGGAGUUCGUGGUGCCGCGGCACAGCGCGGUGAUGGAGCGGCUCCGCCGGCGCAUAGAGCUGUGCCGGCGGCACCACAGCGCCUGCGAGUCCCGCUACCAGGCCGUGUCCCCAGAGCGCCUGGAGCUGGAGCGCCAACAAACCUUCGCUUUGCACCAGCGCUGCCUGCAGGCCAAGGCCAAGCGGGCCGGGAAACACCGCCAGCCUCCCCCGGCGCCGCCGCCGCCUGCCCCUCCUCCUCCUCCUGCUGUGGUUGCGGGCAACGCCGACAGGACUGGAGCCAACGGCCUCGACACUGACGCCGCGAGCAGCGAGCAGCACGGCCGCAGCAGUACCCUGAUAGCGCAGCUCCAUGAGACGGUGAAAAGAAAACUUGAUAGCGCUGCUUCCCCUCAGAAUGGAGAUCAACAGAAUGGGUAUGGGGAUAUGUUUUCUGUGUCCAAGAAAUUACGUCGUGAGGAUGGUCUUGGUGGGGUAAGUGGCUCCUCCAAUGGUAUACCUCCUUUAUCCCCACUUCAUCAACUUGACAAGAAAUCUUCCGGUGGAGAUACCUUACAGCUCAAUGGAAAACAUUCAGUAGGACUGGACAGCAUCAGUAAAAAGUGUCUUCCAGAUUCUAACCUUCAGCUGAAUGGGCGUAGUGAUGCUGAUGACUCAUUUCCUUUGGGUUUGAACAAAGAGCUCAAGCAAGAGCCUGUGGAUGACCUUCCUUGUAUGAUUGCUGGAGCAGGUGGUUCUAUAUCUCAGAACAACUUGAUGCCUGAUCUUAAUCUUAAUGAGCAGGAAUGGAAGGAGCUCAUUGAUGAACUUAAUAGAUCAGUGCCCGAUGAAGACAUGAAGGAUCUAUUUAAUGAAGACUUUGAGGAGAAGAAGGAUGCAGAUUCUUCAAAUUCAGCUGCACAAACUCCAUUGCCACAAGACAUUAACAUAAAGACUGAAUUUUCCCCAGCAGCCUUUGAACAGGAACAGCAGAUGGGGUCUCCACAAGUCAGAUCCACUUCUUCAGGUCCAACAUUCAUUGGAGCCUCCUCUGUACCUGUUAGUGCUGCUUCUCCAGCAGUUGGGGGCUCUCAGACUAUGUUCCAGUCUUCCAGUCAGCCAGUGACUGAAAAUCCUAACCAGUCUAUGAUGCAGGCAUCAAACCAGUCUCAAAAUGUGCAGAGGCCUCUACCCAAUGUAUUAUUAUCUGGACAGGGCACAGGAAAUGCCAAAGAAAUGUCCUCUGCUCACCAACUUCAACAGAUGGCUGCUAAGCAGAAGAGAGACCAGAUGUUGCAGAACCAGCAGCAGGCUUCACAAGUCCAUCAAACCAGUCAGCUGUCCAGCUGGCAGCAGUCUGGACCUUCUCAUAGUCCACUGGGUGUCCCCUACACAAUGGACAAUCCCACCAGUCCUUCAGUUUACCAACAGGACUUCAGUAACCAGAAACUCGUAAUUCCUAGUAUGACAAAUAAGAGUUCUCCCAGGAAUGGAGGCAAUUACCAUGUGAAUAUGUUGAGUCAUCAGUCAAACAGCCUGAACCAGAACCCUGUAAAUAACCAAGGCUCCAUGCUAGAUUAUGGCAACACAAAACCCCUUUCCCAUUACAAAGCAGAGUGUGAGCAAGGAGUUACAGUACCUGGCCAGAACAAGCCACCUAUGUUGGCAUAUCUUCAGCAGCGCCAGCAACCGCCACUGCCUCAGAUGAGUGAAGAACAAAAUGGGAUGUUCCUGAUGAAGCAGAAGUCUGGAAAUAUUGCCUACAGACCUCUAGUACCACACAGCCAGGAUCAAAACCCUUCUCCCAGUGUUCCUCGUGUUCCUGUUUCUGUCCCAGGCCCUGGUGUCAGUGCUCAGCCUUCCAGUAUUUCCAUGGCAGGUAACCAUAACAACACAGCCUAUCUCAGCAAUCAGCAGCAAGCAGUGGUAAUGAAGCAACACCAGAUGUUACUGGACCAGCAGAAGCAGCAACAAAAGCAUUUGCUGAUGGAGCAACAGAAGCAGCAGUUCCUAAUAGGGCAGAGGCAGCAACAACUCCUAGCAGAACAGGAAAAGCGGCACCAACAAGAGCAGCAGCUCCAGCGGCACCUGACCCGACCACCCCCUCAAUACCAAGAUCAGGCACAGAACCCUUACCAGCAGCAGGUUGGACAGUUCACAGGGUCGUCUCCAGCCAUGACCGGGGUAAGUAACUUAGGACAGCCCAACUCCAGCAGUCCACGGAUGUUUUCUCAGACCCAGAACAUGAUUCAGAUUGGAUCUGGACACAGCUCUGUUCCUCCUCUCCAAUCAGGCUCCAGUCAGCAGGAUCGAGGUGUGACUCAGUAUACUAGUAUGCAAAACAUUCAGCGAGGGGGGCUGUACAGCAUGACAUCUGGUAUGACCCAAAUGAUUUCACAGCAUGCAAAUCAAAGUGCCAACGGACAACUACAGAUGCAAAGGCAGCCCAGCUUGGGUCAGGGCACUCCUGUUCCUGCAGGGUAUGGGCAGAGCACCCUGGGAAACCCAAGCAUUUCUCAGCAGCACAAUAAGGGGGCACUGAAUCCAACCAUAGCCAAGCCACAGAUGGCAAGAGUGCCAGCAGCUAUUGGCGCCCAAAAUCCAUCUUGGCAACACCAAGGUAUGCCUAAUAUGAAUAACCAGACACAAGGAAAUGGUGGCUUAGGGUCAUUUACUGCUAGCUCCACUUUCCACAUGCAGCAAACUCACCUAAAGAUGGCCAGCCAGCAGUUUGCUCCAGGGAUGCCUCAGGUCAGCCUAAGCACCAGCAGAUCAGUGGCCUCCAUGAACUCUGCCGUCUCUGGGCAGCUGUUGUCAUCUUUAGGUGCACAGCAGAGGACAAACCCACCUACCCAACAGCAGGUACCCUCGCAACAAGUUUUGCCUAGCAUGAGCCAGGCCGUUCCAGAUCUGACUGCUUUUGGCCAGAAUCCAAAUCAGCAACUGCCCAAUAGAGCCAAUCUGCACUGUACUCAAGGUUACUCUGUGAGGACAACCAGUCAGGAGCUGCCUUUUGCCUACAGUGGCCAAUCAGGCAAUAAUGGACUGCAGAGCUUGACUGGUGACACAGACCUGAUAGACUCUUUGCUGAAAAACAGGACUUCAGAGGAAUGGAUGAAUGACUUGGAUGAACUGUUAGGAAAUCAUUAAAAUGAGGCUUGAGGGUUUUCUACUUUUUUUUUUUUUUUUUUUUUUAAAUUUCGUGAAAUAUAAAUUACACUUGGACCAAAAACCUGUGGCAUUGAAGAGACUUGCAGGCAUUAGAAGUAAAUGGUUGGGAAAUGGACUGGAGCUGCUUCCCAACAGGCUUCGACACAUAAUGGUGCACCAAGCAGGUCUGCAAUGACCAUGCGUUUAUUUUUGUGGCAUCUGUGGAGCACAUUUGAACAGGUCAGGCAAAUUUGUGUGCAUCCAAGUCGGCCCUUCAGAAAUCUCACUUGCAUUGUUUUGAAACUUAGGUUUUUAAUUAUUUAAAAAUAAACAAAAACCCACAACAAUGGGGGUGCAGAAAGACAGCAAAUAAAACUGCAAGUAUUUUGUGUUUAGGGCUUAUUCUCCUGCAGGUAAUACUUGAGUUGAUUAUUGUUCCCAGCUUGGCAUGCUACUAGCUACAGUAUUGCCCUACCAAAUUUUUAACUUCAUUUUUGCCAGAGGAGAAGAUGUGCACCUCAGUACAUUUGCAAAACAUUCUUUAUGUUGAGUCAGUCCUUUUUCCCCACCAGUGAAGUGUGUGCCUGUACUCUCAACAGGCAAGUGAUAUUUCACAAUAAUAUUUACAGCAAAUUUUUCUGAAUGCUGGUGAUAGAUGAAAGUGUUAAAACCCGGCCAGCUGGCCUAGGUUAGUGACUUCCUUAUGAAUUGUGGAUAGGGUGACCAGAUGUCCUGAUUUUAUAGGGAUAGUCCUGAUUUUUGGGUUUCUUAUAUAGGCUUCUAUUAC